This is a messenger RNA of Miscanthus lutarioriparius, 684 nucleotides long. NCBI's taxonomy places the organism in Eukaryota, Viridiplantae, Streptophyta, Magnoliopsida, Poales, Poaceae. The record is from the annotation of a GenBank genome assembly.
AUGCUGUCCAAUGCUCGUAUGAACAUGCGUUUUUGGGCUGAGGCUGCUAACACCACCUGUUACUUGAUCAACUGGUCACCUUUUAUCCCACUUAAUAAGAAAACUCCUAUUGAGGUAUGGUCUGGUAUGCCUGCUGAUUAUUCACAGUUGAGAGUUUUUGGUUGCACUGCUUAUGCUCAUGCUGAUAAUGAAAAGCUAGAACCUAGAGCCAUUAAGUGUCUGUUUCUUGGUUGUGGUUCUGGAGUUAAAGGAUAUAAGUUAUGGAAUCCUGAAACUAAAAAAACUUUCAUGAGCAGGAGCGUUGUUUUCAAUGAAUCUGUUAUGUUUAAUGACAGCUUGUCCACAGAUGUUUCUCCAGUUGGUUUUGACGAGGAGCAGCAACAUCUUAGCGUACAGGUGGAGCACGUAGAUGAUCAGGAAACUAAAAUUGUUGAUAACAAUGUUCAUGAUAUUGUUCAGCACUCACCUCCUAUUUUGCAGCCUCAAAAUCAGUCUAUUGCAUAUCGCAGAACAAAGAGGAAUUGUGGACCUCGUCCACGUUUAAUUGAGGAAUGUGAUAUGGUUCAUUAUGCCUUUAGUUGUGCUGAACAGGUGGAGAACAUUCAUGAGCCGGCUACAUACAAUGAAGCUGUUGUUUCUGGUGACCGCGAGAAGUGGAUUUUCGCUAUGAAAGAGGAGAUGUAG